Molecule: messenger RNA, 582 nt
Organism: Rotaria sordida
Lineage: Eukaryota; Metazoa; Rotifera; Eurotatoria; Philodinida; Philodinidae
Source: the annotation of a GenBank genome assembly
AUGAUAACAAUAACUACUGUUGGAUAUGGUGAUUUGGCACCGGCAACACCUGGUGGACGUAUCAUUGCUUGUUUUUGUGCUAUAAGUGGAACAGGUACAAUUGCUAUGCUUACUUCAAUACUUGUUGAUCGGUAUCAACGAGUAUAUAAUCGUCGAUUAUAUAUUAAACCGAAAGAAAUUCAUUUUGACGAUAUUUUCAACAAUGAAUCAGGUGAUCUUGAAUUGAAACCUCGCAGACAAGAUCGAUACAGUCAAACUCUCAAUGAUAUUCAUGAUGUGCAAGAACAACAACAACAACAACAACAAGAUAUUCUACGAAUCGAUCAAGAUCAGUAUCCUACCCAAAAAAAGGAUAAUGAAGAAAAUUCUGAUUCAUCAGUCACAAAUACAAUCGAUCAUAAUGAAAAUCAAAUCCACUUCAUAGAACAUGAUUUACCGAAUACAAUCAGCGCAGUGUAUUAUAACAAAAACCGCGCCGACAGUAAUAUGGAAUUUGACUCGAACUCGAAUAAUACGGAAUUUCAUAUAACAUGUCGUAGUACUAGUGGUGAAUUUUCAUUUCAUCGAAAAGUCAAAUUUUGA